AUACCUCUCCCAUUUUCUUUUUCGGAUUCCACAAUGUUAUGUUUUCUUUGCAUGUGGUCUGAUGAGGGAGUUUCUUCUUUUUCUUUUUCCCAGAUUCUUGAAAUUUGGGUAGCUAAAAUUUUGACAAUUGCCCUUUUUUUAAUGAUUUGUUUCUCUUAUCUGGGUCUGUGUCAUUUAUUUUAGUCGUUUGUUUAAAUAUUUUCAAAGGUUGGUUUUUUCUGGUUUCAUUAUUUUGAUUUUUUAUAUGAUUUGUUGUACUUGAAUUAACCUAACCUCAUAAUCCAAUUUUUAAUUUUACUUAUUUUAUUUAUUUUAUUUUGAAGAUAGAUUAAAGAGGCAUGUUGCCUGUGGCUUCUCUUUAGGUACUGUUCCCUUUAUAGUCAAAGGCUCAAAAGCCUGUUUUUCUCCCUUUACUUCAAAGCUAAUCAUGAGGUUUAUGCCUAUCUGAUUAUCUCCUGAAAUUGUUGGAUAAUCCGUUGAUAAUCUUCAGGCCUUGCAAUAUAUGAUCAUAUCACUCUCCAAGGCUGAGUUCAUUCAGAGAAAUCAUGUCGUUAGUUAGACCUGCCGAGCUUUCUGCCACGCCCUACCAAAAUCAUAAGCCUUACUCGUUGAAUGGGAGCAAUGAGAACUCUGGCUUGUCCAACCAAAUAUUUGGCUCUGAUGAGCAAAAGACCAUGUAUAUGCAUGAUUCCUACUCUAGUGAGACUUGUGAGAAGUGCUAUAAUGACUCCCCAACAGAAGAACUGAUACAGCCAUCUAGCUCUAGUAUUUCUGGGAAUUCAUUUCACCUACAAGAUGUGCCUUCUUUCCAACCAAGAAGUGGUUCAGGAUCCUCCGUGACCUCUCAAGAUCUAUCCAACACAUCUGCAUCAGUGAGAUAUUGUGGUGCCUAUCAGUUCCCUUCUGAAUCAGAUUUCUUGGAAAUUCAAAGCCCAGAUACAGUGGACUUUGAAGCAGAUGAGAUGAGGUCAAAGCUUCAGGAACUUGAAAGAGCACUACUAGAUGAUAAUGGAGAUGAUGAUAUGUUUGGAAAUAGUCAAGGCAUGGAAAUCGGCGAAUUAUCUGAACCAAUCCAGAAUGUGACGCUCUAUGACUCACCAAAGGAGUCUUCGUCAUCAGAUUCUAACUUAAGUAGCAUUAGCAGUAACAAAGUGUCACAAUUAUCUCCUCUGGCUCCCAAAAGAUUGCUUUUGAACUGUGCUAAUGCAAUUGCAGAAGGAAAAUUUGGGGUAGCUGAUGCUUUAAUAAAUGAUCUCCGCCAGAUGGUUUCAAUUCAAGGAGAUCCUCCUCAGAGGAUUGCAGCCUACAUGGUAGAAGGUCUAGCAGCUCGUAUGGCUUCCUCUGGCAAAUAUCUCUAUAAAGCUCUGAAAUGCAAGGAGCCCCCAUCUUCUGAUAGGCUUGCAGCUAUGCAAAUCCUCUUUGAGGUUUGCCCUUGUUUCAAAUUUGGAUUUAUGUCAGCAAAUGGGGCCAUAAUUGAGGCAUUUGAAGGUGAAAAGAGAGUUCAUAUUAUAGAUUUCGACAUAAACCAAGGGAACCAGUACAUAACACUGAUACAAACACUUGCCAAUCAGCCAGGUAGGCCACCAUACUUGAGGUUAACUGGGGUUGAUUAUCCUGAGUCAGUACAACGUCCUAUUGGCGGCCUGAAAAUCAUUGGUCAAAGGCUUGAGAAGCUAGCUGAAGCAUUUAAGGUGCCAUUUGAAUUUCAUGCAGUUGCAUCUAAGAUUUCACUUGUUAGUCCAUCAAUGUUGAACUGCAAGCCUGGAGAGGCCCUUGUAGUUAAUUUUGCUUUCCAACUCCACCACAUGCCUGAUGAGAGUGUAUCAACAGUAAAUGAGAGAGACCAGCUUCUUCGAAUGGUGAAGAGCCUAAAUCCAAAGCUUGUUACUGUAGUUGAACAAGAUGUGAACACAAAUACUGCCCCCUUUUUUCCAAGAUUUGUCGAAGCUUACAAUUACUACUCUGCAGUGUUCGACUCUCUUGAUGCAACCCUCCAAAGGGAAAGUCAGGAUAGGAUGAAUGUCGAAAAGCAGUGCCUAGCACGGGACAUAGUAAACAUAGUAGCAUGCGAGGGAGAUGAAAGGAUUGAACGAUAUGAAGUUGCAGGCAAAUGGAGAGCGAGAAUGAUGAUGGCUGGCUUCACUUCAUGUUCAAUAAGUCCUAACGUGGUGGAAACAAUUCGGAAGCUCAUAAAGCAGUACUGUGAUAGAUACACGCUGAAGGAAGAAAUGGGUGCAUUGCUUUUCGGGUGGGAAGACAAAAGCUUGAUUGUUUGUUCAGCAUGGAGGUGAGGAGAAACAUAUGGUUACAGCAGCAGCAUUUAGCAGAACUCCAACUUUUGUUUAAUCUGUGUACUUGUGUUUUUUUGCGGGAUCAAGAUGCAUGCUAAUGUAUGUUGUUAUUAGACAAAAGUAAACACUUCCUAGUAUUGUGCAAAUUAAGCCUGAUAGAUUACUUAACAUUAUCAA
Molecule: messenger RNA, 2468 nt
Organism: Manihot esculenta (cassava)
Lineage: Eukaryota; Viridiplantae; Streptophyta; Magnoliopsida; Malpighiales; Euphorbiaceae
Product: scarecrow-like protein 1
Exons: 2
Coding region: 546-2291 (581 amino acids)
Biological process (GO): regulation of DNA-templated transcription
Cellular component (GO): nucleus
Molecular function (GO): sequence-specific DNA binding; DNA-binding transcription factor activity
Source: RefSeq, a predicted model, not a curated record